This is a messenger RNA of Linum tenue, 3556 nucleotides long. Lineage: Eukaryota; Viridiplantae; Streptophyta; Magnoliopsida; Malpighiales; Linaceae. The record is from the annotation of a GenBank genome assembly.
GCCUGAAGGAGAAAGGAAAGAAAGAGUCCUCCAGCUUCCCUCCCUCCUUCCCAUCUACUCUCUUUGAUUCAACCUCAAACUCUGCGUCCAAUCCAACCACCUCCAAAUUCAAAUCCCUAAUUCCUGAUUCCUAAUUUUCACUCAUCUCACUCUGAUCUCUGAUUCUUCCUUCUUCUUCCGCCCCCUCUCCCACAUUAAAGUUCCACUGGCCCGUCCCGUUCCGAAAGUUUCACCACUGUCGGCGGAGGAGUUUCCAGAUUCAGAUCAACCGUAUAUUCAUGCCGGUCUCCCUGCCUCCCUUCUCAUUGCAUCAAGCAAUCGCGGUCUCACUCACUGUCUUCUCUGGUAUUCGCUCUACUACCGGCAUUUCGAUUUUCCAGGUUUAAGUUACUAAUCAGGCUAAGAGAGGUUCCGUUUCUGAUGUUUGAGUUUAGUUUUGGGGUUGGCAAUUGCGCUGAUGUGAGAGCAGUUUAAUCGUCUGGAUAGUGCGAUCCUGGUUGGAAACUCCCCUGUGUAUGGUAAUCCCCGCUACUGGGAAGAUCCUCGUGCUUUCUCUCUUGUUCCCGGGGCUUAGUUGCAGUGAUGGGAGGACUAGGAGCAGCGUUUCUUUAGUUUUUCUUAGGGGCGCGGCCUGCAAUGCUUUGAAACGGAGGACUCUGGCACUGGAAUAUUCUCGUCGCCUGAUUGUGCAAAGAUGGUGCUUGGUAAAAUAGCAGCUGCGGUUUCUGCUGCGACUAGUCGCCUCUCUUUUUCAGGAUCAAACUCUGCUUCUGUCCCGUAUAUGUCAACUGGGGUAUCUCCCCCUCCUACAGAAGCCGCUGAUCAUGGAUUUUCUUUCUCCAGCCCUGCACAAAGCAAGGCCAAUUUGAGGCUCUCGUCAUCACUGCAAGACUUGUCAUCGUAUAGGCGACUUGAUCCCGAGGAAGGGGACCCUCUGAAGUUUGGGGUUGAUAAGAAUGUCCGUUUGCUACAGAGAGAGAAUGCUACUGCUGCAAGUUUUUCUAAAGAGAAAGGACUGCCACCUGCAACUCCUUUCCUUCGGAGGAAAUGGGUUCGGGCGCUGUUGGUGUUCUUGUGCCUGCUAUCGCUUACUUUCUUAACUUACUUGAUUUCGUUAUACGUUUAUUCUUACUGGUCUCAAGGAUCAUCCAAGUUCUAUGUUGUUCUUGACUGUGGAAGUACUGGUACUCGUGUGUUCGUAUAUCAGGCAUCCAUUGAUAACAAAAAAGAUGGUAACUUACCCAUUGUGGUGAAGUCUUUUUCUGAAGGUGUUUCUCGAAAGCCAACCGGACGUGCAUACGAUCGAAUGGAAACUGAACCUGGGCUUCAUAUGUUGGUGCAUAAUACAUCUGGAUUGAAGUCUGCUCUAAAACCACUUGUUAAGUGGGCCCAGAAGCAAAUUCCAGCGGACGCACAUCAGUCAACCUCACUUUUCCUCUAUGCUACUGCCGGGGUACGCAGGCUUCCUAGAUCUGAUUCGAAAUGGCUGCUAGAUAAAGCAUGGUCUAUACUCAAUGAAUCUCCAUUCUUGUGUCAACGAGAAUGGAUUAAGAUUAUCAGUGGCAUGGAAGAAGCUUAUUUUGGAUGGAUAGCCUUAAAUUAUAGAACUGAGGUACUGGGAGCUAGUCCGAAGAAGCCAACUUUUGGCGCUCUUGACCUGGGGGGCUCAUCAUUGCAGGUCACUUUUGAGGGUGAUAAACAGUUCCGCAACCAGACUAACUUAAACCUUAGAAUUGGAGCUGUCAACCAUCGCCUCAGUGCCUAUUCUCUCGCAGGAUAUGGUUUAAAUGAUGCAUUUGAUAAGUCUGUUGUUCAUAUCCUAAAGAGGCUUCCAAAUGUUGAUUUACUCAGUAAUAAGGCUGAAAUUAAGCAUCCUUGCCUGCAUUCUGGCUACAAGGAGGAAUAUAUUUGUUCCCACUGUGGGUCUGACAAACAAGAUGGUGUUAGUCCUGUUAUCAGAGGAAGACAGCUUCGCAAGGCAGCUAAGUCAGGAGUUGCUGUUAAGAUUAUUGGUGCUCCAAAUUGGGAGGAAUGCAGUGCUCUUGCUAAAAUCGUUGUUAAUUUAUCUGAAUGGUCAAACAAAAGCCCAACAGUAGACUGUGACUUGCAACCCUGUGCUCUCCCAGAAGGUUUACCUCGCCCGUAUGGCCAGUUCUAUGCUAUCUCUGGGUUUUUUGUGGUAUAUCGUUUUUUCAACCUGUCCGCAGAAGCUUCCCUUGAUGACGUAUUGGAAAGGGGUCGAGAAUUCUGUGAACGGAAUUGGAAAUAUGCAAAAAGUAGCGUUCCUCCGCAGCCCUUUAUUGAACAAUACUGCUUUCGGGCACCGUACAUAGUAUCAUUGUUGAGAGAGGGCUUACACAUAACAGAUAGCCAAAUUGUUGUUGGUUCUGGUAGUAUAACUUGGACACUUGGGGUUGCACUGUUGGAAGCUGGGAAAACAUUUUCAACUAGAUUACGGCUUCAUAAGUAUGAAAUAUUCCGUAUGAAGAUACAUCCAGCCGUUCUCCUUGCCAUUUUGCUUAUGUCAUUGUUUAUGUUGCUAUGUGCAUUAUCAUGUGUUGGCAACUGGAUUCCGAGGUUUUUCCGGCGACCAUAUCUUCCACUUUUCAGGCAUAACAGUGCAUCUACCGCUUCUGUUCUCAACAUCCCCUCCCCCUUCCGUUUUCAACGGUGGAGUCCUAUGAAUACUGGUGAUGGAAGAGUGAAGAUGCCAUUGAGUCCAACAGUAGCAAGUGGGCAGUAUCGACCGUUUGGAUUGGGCCAUGGUCUGGGUGAGAGUGGGGUCCAGCUCAUGGAACCUGCCAUAUACACAGCGAGUGGCAGUGUUUCGCAUAGUUAUUCCUCCAACAGCUUAGGGCAGAUGGUUGAGAGCAGUAGCAUGGCUUCCUUCUGGCCCCCUCACAGAGGUCAGAUGCGCCUUCAGAGUAGAAGAUCCCAAUCUAGAGAAGACCUCACUUCGUCCGUCGCUGAUGCACAUAUGGUGAAGGUUUAGAUCAUCUGUCCCUUGAAACUAAUGGUAAGGAGAAACGAAAUCGGGAAAAUGAAAAAAGAAGUGGCAGCUGUAGAGGAAAUGGACUUUGUACAAGUGCCCAGCUCUUUUGUGAAGCAAGCUAGCGGGGUUGCAGUUUUACAGAAAAUUCCUGACAGGUGCUUGCACUAACCUUCCCUGUUUUGUUUCCCCACCGCAAAAAUCCUUGGUGCUAUUUUUACUUGCUCACUAGGCAACCUGUUCCCACAUGUAAGAUGCGACCUCAUUUUGAGAGAGAGAGAGACAGAGCAUUCAUUCCAGAGUCUGUUUUAGACAUGUUUUAGAUCUGCAGAGCAAAGGAAAGUAAAGGGUAGUGGGUUUUAGCAGAAAGGAAUAGACAAGUUGGUGGCAAGAGAUAUGCAAUACCUGUAUUUUUUUUUUUUUUUUGGUCAACUCUUGAAUACAUGGUGUUAGAAAUUGCUGAAGAAGUCAUUUGGUUGUAAUUGGGAGGGUGAAAUUCGUAAUUGACUGCAAUUGGACAAAUACAUUGUUUUUAGUGACACUUUGUGAUAUAAUUGAGUGCAAAAC